AAUUAUAUGGAUCAAUUCUACUCCUAGAUUGAAGAACUUAGUAAAAUCGGAUUUCACCCUUAAAAACUUAAAGAGCUUUACCAAUCACAUUAAAUUUCUGAUUUAUUAAAACUUCUAAAUCAUACCUAAUAAAAUAAGGAUUAAUUAAAUAAAACUAUUGCUUAUUUCGAUGCUCUCUUUUCAGACCCUGAUAUCUACAAACAACUUUUAUUAGGAUAAAACUCAUUUGAAUUUGUUCAAACUUUAUUAACACAUUAAAACAAAAAAGUAAGAUCAUUACUUUCUGAAUGUAUUGAAAAUAAUGACUUUGAAUUUGGACAAUUGAUUUCUAAAUUAGUUUAAGAAAAGUCUCCAUUAUUAAAUUUAGUAUUAUAAGUUAUUUUUUUUUAACUUUCUGAUCCAGAAUCAGAAGUUGGCUUAAAAGCCUUGAGAGUUACUAAAAAAUUAUUCAGAUUUAUUGAUGAAUCUUUAAAAACUCUAUUAAGCAGUGAACUUUUUGUUACUUACAUCACUUAAGGAUUGAAUAAUAAAAAUGAAGUAAUAUAAUUGAGAUUUGUAGAAAUAUUAAUUUAUUUAACUAAUUUAGAUUAAUCUAUCUAAUUACCUUACAUAAACCUUUUUAAAUUAGUGUUUAAACUUUACAAUACUGAUGAUAUUUUAGUUAAAUUAAAUAUGAUAGAAUUGAUUGCUGGUAUGGGAAAUUCUAAAUGGAACUCAGAAUUAAUGGUUAAUUAAUCCUUUUUUAAAAAUAUUCUUAAUUCUGCAUUUACAAAUAAUGAUGACUUUUAUACAUAAAAAUAUGAAGUUUUAUUAGUAGCCAGAAUGUUAAGUUAAAGAGUUAUUAAAUUUACUCCGAUAAUUGAAAAAAAUUUAAUAAAAUUAUUAUCAAUAUGGUUAUCAACCAAUUCAAGUGAAUAAAUUGAAGGGGCUUUAGAAAUUAUUUCAAGUUUUGUACUUUUUACUGAAGGAUUUAAAACUAUUAUUAAGAAUACUGACUUUUUAGUGUUAUUUUGUAAUUGUUUUUAUUUAUUUUAUAGUCUAAUAUUUGUAUUCAACAAAAGAUGUGAUUAAACUAAAAGCAUUAAAUUGUUAUGUUAGUUUUUUUGUAAUAGAUUAAACAACACCUAAACCACCUGGAAAGAUUCUUUGGGUAUAUUCAUUAUUUGGAAAUAUUUCUAAAACAUUGAGUUAAUUCCACUCAAAUGAUUAGGUUAGUGAAGCUACAGUAUAUCUCAUUAAAUAAUUAAACACCCCUUUUGGUGAAAUAGAAAAAACCAUGCUGGAAUUAACAAUGAGUAAUAUUUCAUCACUAUUUUUUAGAUCUAUUAGAAUGGGAUGAAAUAUUUACAAAUCUUAUUGCAAAUUAAUAAUUAUUGGUAUACUUUUCCAAAAUAUCCUAAAAUAAGGAGAUAUUAGAUACUAAAAAUAGGGUUAAAUCUUAGAUCAUUAAUUUUUGCCUAAACAAAUAUAAGGCACCAGAGUUCUAAGAAUAUGCAAAUACAUUAUAAAAUUUAAAAUUAUAAAAAGAUAUGCAGUAUGCAUCAAAUGCUUAAUGA
Molecule: messenger RNA, 1556 nt
Organism: Paramecium sonneborni
Lineage: Eukaryota; Ciliophora; Oligohymenophorea; Peniculida; Parameciidae
Source: the annotation of a GenBank genome assembly